AUGAUUUCCAAAAAAAAGUCUACAUUUAAAAUUCUAGUUAUAAUACAUAACAAAUUGAGAAAAAUUAUAUUAAAGCAAUCAGUUAUUACAAAGGAAUCAAAUUUGUACGAAGAAGAUAUUGAAGAUGAGGAAUCAACCGAUGAAGAUGAAGGCUCACAGUCAACAGAUGAAGAGGAAGCAAAAGUACUACCGAAUUGGGAUAAAUUUCAAGAUGUUCAUCAAGAAAGUGUUAGCAUAUCGAUGGCAGAUACAUCAAUCAUCGAUGCAUCCUUUCAAAUCAUUAAAAUAUUUGCGUAUAUUAUAACAUUCAGUUUGGUUCUCGGUGGAGCAGUUCUUGCCAAGUCUAUUGUUUUGUUGAUGACAUCCCAACUCACUCCCAAUAGGAUGGUGUCGGUACAAAUGGGAAGUUUACUUUUAGGAUUGAAAUUGCCACUGGAAGAAAAGUAUUUAUGGAUUUGGGCAAUAUUUGUUUCGCUGUUGAUACCCGAAAUAGGCACAUUUUUUAGAUCCGUAAGAAUAGCUAUUUUUAAAGGAUAUGUCGAUCCUAUUUCUGUAAAAUAUAUUAUCAUUGUUACAACCGUAAUGGAAACAUUACACGCUUUUGGUUUGGCAUUAUUUGUUUUCGGAGUACUUCCUUACAUAGAUGUUGCAAAAGGAGUCAUGUUGACUAAUUGUGUGUGUGUGGUCCCGGGAUUUUUAAGUCUUAUACCAAGUAAUGCCAUCCUUCAUCCAAAAAAAUUUAAACUUAUUGGAAAUGUAUUCGCUCUUAUUUUUCAAGUCAGCGGUUUAAUUACUUGGCCUUUGGUUUUUGGUGGUAGCAGUCAAUUAUGGCUCAUUCCGAUUUCUUUGUUAUUAAUGUCUUGCAGUUGGUGGAUGAAUUUUGUUUCUGAGGAAUCUCCUUUAGGAUUCAUAAGAUUUUUAGCACAAAUCAAAGAAAUACUUCAAGAGAAAAAAGUUUUUUUGUACAAGAUUUAUAUAGGAAUAUCAAUAUGGAAAUAUUUAAUAUUUUUUAUAUCAAGUCUUUUUGUUUUACAUUUUAACGAUUAUGAUAUUAUGGAUUUUUUUCAAAAAACUUCAGAAGCAUUUAGUGAAAGAACAAUGAUGGCCUACGAGGAAUCAAAAUUAAAAUGUUUUUUGUUUAAGGUAGAAAUUUCGAGUCAAGUUUUAACGGGUAGCAAAUAUCCGGUUCCAUCGAUCGGAAAUAAAAUUUGGUGGAUUGUAGGAGCGCAAGUCAUUUCUGCUUACAUCUGCUAUGUCUUCGGAAAAUUUGCCUGCCGAGUUAUGAUUCAACCGUUUAGUUUUGCUUUACCUUGUGCCCUUGUUGUACCUGCGACUGUGAUCCUGAUAGUUGUCUCAACAGAAUUUAAAAAUGAAAAUUCUUCCGUUUUCUCAAGUUUUCUACCAAAUUAUAUUUUUUUCAAUUCUCCACAAAUUUACAAUGCAAAAAAAUUUUUCUUUAAUGAGUUUGCUAUUCUUUGGAUUUUUUGGGUCAUGUCUCAAAUAUGGAUUACAUUUCAUAUUUGGAUGCCACGAUGUGAACGUUUAUCAAAGACUGAAAAACUUUUUGCAAUUCCAAUGUAUUCAGCUUUUCUUGUAGAUCAAUCAAUAGCUCUGAAUAGAAGAAGAGAUGAAUUUGAAGCGGUUGGUAAAAAGGAAGUAAUGCCUCCACAUAUAAUAGCUUGUGCUACUAUGUGGCACGAAACGCGAACGGAAAUGUUAGAAAUGUUAAAAUCUCUUUUAAGAAUGGAUAAUGAUCAAUGUUUGAAAAUGAGCGCUAAAAAUACAAUUAUCGAUGAUCCGGAAGCGGAAGCAAAUUUUUACACUUACGAGGCCCACGUUUUUUUUGACGAUGCUUUCGAAAUUGAAAACGAAGAAAGUGCUAGAACCGUCGUUAACGGAUUUGUAAAAGACUUUUUAAAAAUUGUUAAAAAAGCAACUAAAAAUGUUUACGGGACCGAUGAUAUUUGGAUCAAACCCCCACUAAAAUAUUCCACACCUUAUGGAGGUAGAUUAGAAUACACAAUGCCGGGAGAUAAUAAACUUUAUGUUCACUUGAAAGAUAAAGAUAAAAUUCGUCAUAAAAAACGAUGGAGUCAAGUCAUGUACAUGUAUUAUCUUUUGGGUUACAAAUUAAUGGAAUUGCCUAUACCAUAUGAAAAAAAAAUGGAAAAAGCAGAAAACACAUUUUUAUUGGCAUUAGAUGGUGAUAUUGAUUUUAAACCCGAUGCUGUUUUACUUUUAGUAGAUUUGAUGAAAAAAAAUAAAGGCUUGGGAGCUGCUUGUGGAAGAAUUCAUCCCGUGGGUUCAGGUUUUAUGGUUUGGUAUCAAAUGUUUGAAUAUGCCAUCGGACAUUGGCUUCAAAAAGCUACGGAACACAUGAUUGGUUGCGUUUUGUGCAGUCCCGGUUGCUUUUCACUUUUUCGUGGUAAAGCAUUAAUGAGUUCUAAUGUUAUUAAAAGGUACACGACGAAAGCCGAAGAAGCAAGACAUUACGUUCAGUACGAUCAAGGGGAAGAUCGCUGGCUCUGCACUCUUCUUCUUCAAAGAGGUUAUCGUGUGGAAUAUUCUGCAGCCAGCGAUGCUUACACACAUUGUCCGGAAUCUUUUAAUGAAUUCUACACUCAAAGAAGACGUUGGAUUCCUUCAACUUUAGCUAAUCUAUUAGAUUUACUCAACAGUUAUAAGCGCACCAUUCAAAUUAACAAUGAUAUUUCACUCCCUUACAUUGCAUAUCAGAUGUUAUUACUUGUCGGUACCGUUCUCGGACCAGGCACGAUUUUACUCAUGCUUGUCGGAGCUUUUAAUACAGCAUUUAAAAUUGACAACUGGACGGCUCUGUAUUACAAUUUAAUACCUAUUUUCGUUUUCAUACUUUGUUGUUUAUUCACAUCGGGAAAAUUUCAAUUAAUAACUGCUUUGGUCAUAAGUUUGGGGUACGGUCUUAUCAUGAUGGCUGUUUUAGUUGGAGUUAUUAUGGAAAUCAAAGACGACGGUUUUCUAUCACCUUCUUCAUUAUUUUUAUUCACGACAGUUGCUGAAAUUGCAAUAGCUGGCAUAAUGCAUCCUCAAGAAAUAUUAUGCUUAUUGAGUGGAGUUAUUUAUUAUGUCACCAUACCCAGCAUGUAUUUGCUUCUGAUCAUUUAUUCUGUGUGUAAUUUAAACGUGGUUUCAUGGGGAACCAGAGAAGUAGCAAAAAAGAAAACCAAAACUGAUUUAGAGAAUGAAAAAAGAGAAACAGAAUUAGCAGAAAAAAAAGCUCAAAAAAUUAAACUUUUCGGUUUGCUCGAUAGUUUUCAAAGUAGACAAGAAAAAGAAGUGUCGGGAGCUUUGGAAUUUUCUUUAUCAAAUGUAUUUAAAUGCAUGUGUUGCACGAAUGAAAAGCCCAAUUCGACAACCGAUCAAUAUAUUAAAAUUGGUGAAACUUUGAAUGGUUUAAAGAAAAAAAUCGAUGAUAUAGAAAGGAGCGUUCAAAUACAGCAAAAUUUAGAAUCAAAUCAAUUUAAUCAAUCCAUGUCAUCGACGGUUAAUGAAACAGGAUGGUUAAAUUUAGAUACAAACAACGAAGAAUAUUUAGAUAAAAAUAUUUUGGUUAAAGGAUCCGAAGGUGUUGACGAAGAAGAAUUGAGAGAUGAUUUAUUUAAUCCUUAUUGGAUAGAAGACAAAGAUCUUAGAAAAUCAAAAUUUGAAGUUUUAAGUUCGCAAGAAAUAACAUUUUGGAGUCAAUUAAUUAAAAAUUAUUUAAAACCUUUGGUUGAAGACAAAGAAAAACAGGCUGAAUUGAAAAAAAAUUUACGCGAACUCCGAGACAAAGUUGUGGUUACCUUUUUCAUGUUGAAUGCUCUCUAUGUAGUCGUUGUUUUUCUCCUUCAAGUAAAUAAAGAUCAAAUUCAUAUAAAAUGGCCACUCGAAGCAAAAGCAAACAUCACAUUUAAUCCUGUCACUUACGAAAUCACGAUAACGAAAACUUAUCUUAAAUUGGAACCUGUCGGAUUAAUAUUCAUAUCAUUUUUUGCAUCACUUUUGGUUAUACAAUUUGGUGCAAUGCUUCUUCACAGAUUCGAAACCAUGUGUCAUUUGCUUUCGAACACUCCUCUAACUAUACUAAAAAAGAAAAAAGCUAUGACCUUUAGAGAAAAAUUAGAACAUGCAAGAAAACAAUUCAACAAGCAAAAUGUUAAAACGAGCACAGAAAUGAAAAACGAACACGAUGAAACUUUAUUGACGUCACAGGAAAAUCCUGCAAUUGAAAAAAGAAAAUCUCGAGCAAUUCAACCGGAUAAAUUGUUUAAUAGUAUAUUUCAACAAAUGAAGGCAGAGGAAGAAAGAGAAACGGCUGAAAGAGAAGAAAGAAGAAAAUCAAGCGUUUUCCCAUGGAAAAGAAACAGCGUUAUGGAAAACAGAAUUCCAAAAAGAAUGACGGUUGUAAGAAUCCUUGUUUCCUAA
This is a messenger RNA of Pediculus humanus corporis (human body louse), 4443 nucleotides long. Its product is annotated as chitin synthase, putative. Lineage: Eukaryota; Metazoa; Arthropoda; Insecta; Psocodea; Pediculidae. The transcript has 24 exons. Gene Ontology annotation, cellular component: cell periphery; cell septum. The record is from RefSeq and is a predicted model, not a curated record. Gene Ontology annotation, molecular function: chitin synthase activity. Bases 1 to 4443 code for a protein of 1480 amino acids.